This is a messenger RNA of Carassius auratus (goldfish), 1667 nucleotides long. Its product is annotated as cytochrome c-type heme lyase-like. The transcript has 7 exons. Gene Ontology annotation, cellular component: mitochondrion. NCBI's taxonomy places the organism in Eukaryota, Metazoa, Chordata, Actinopteri, Cypriniformes, Cyprinidae. Gene Ontology annotation, biological process: cytochrome c-heme linkage. The record is from RefSeq and is a predicted model, not a curated record. Bases 32 to 934 code for a protein of 300 amino acids. Gene Ontology annotation, molecular function: holocytochrome-c synthase activity.
UGCUCUUCCCGCCCCGCCCCGCACGCAGUGCAUGUCGGGUGAACCGGAAGUAGCCGUGCACGUUGACAUUGCGGAGCGUCCGAUCCUCGAGACACGGAAAGUUUCAGGAUUGGUGUUCAUCAUCAUGGGUGCAUCCGUAUCCAAUCUUCCCCCAACUCUUCUAGCAGAGUCUGCAAUGUCAGCGCCUCAUUUUGGUGGGGCGUCCCCACCCCCUGGGUGUCCCAUGCAUCAAGAGCCCCCUAAAAGCUCUCCGCCUCCUGAGUGCCCGAUGCAUCAGGCUCAGACGCCACCGGCCGGCCCAGCGCAUCAGGAGAGAGCUUAUGAGUUUGUUGAAUGUCCCAUGAGAGCUUCUGAAGGAACCAUUGAUCCCGCAAACAUGAUGUCCCCUCCGAACCAGGUGCCCGCCCCGGACCAGCCGUUUUCUCUGUCAGUGAAAAGAGAGGAGUCUAAAAUCCCACGUUCAGGCACAGGCCAGAACUGGGUCUAUCCUUCUGAACAGAUGUUCUGGAAUGCCAUGCUGCGGAAGGGGUGGCGCUGGAAGGAUGACAGUCUUGCUCCAGAAGACAUGACCAAUAUAAUUCAGAUCCACAAUCGUAACAACGAUCAAGCCUGGCAGGAAAUCCUGAAGUGGGAAGCGCUGCAUGUCAGUGAGUGUCCCUGUGGUCCAUCUCUGAAGAAAUUCGGGGGCAAAGCCAAAGAGUUCUCGCCCAGAGCCAGAAUACGUCAUUGGAUGGGAUAUGAAUUGCCUUUCGACCGACAUGAUUGGAUCGUAGAUCGUUGCGGAAAGGAAGUCCGAUAUGUCAUUGACUACUACGAUGGGGAUAUUAAUAAAGACACCUACCAGUUUUCCAUCUUGGAUGUGCGUCCAGCCAUCGACUCUCUAGAGGCUGUCUGGGAUCGGAUGAGGGUGGCCUGGUGGCGAUGGACAUCAUAGACUCCAUCACAACACAGUUUUAAUAUUUCUGCACCACUAUAAGACAUCACAGACUAUUUGGUACCAAUAUAAUAUGAUGUGUGUGCUCAACUUCAUUGAGUUCUGACUGUUGACAUGAAUCUUAGCAAAUUAUUGCACACUGAAGGACUUAAAGGUUCACACUGAGGGACUUAAAGGGAGUGUUCUCUAUUGGAGAGCACAAUGAAUCAGUGUUUUUUCUUCUGAUGAGGUUCUGAAUUCAUCAUCCUCUAGCGGUUUUUCCUUUUCUGCUUUUUGAGUGAUGUUUAUCAAACUGGAAAGCUUGCUAUCUGGUCUUAUUCAGAGAUUAAACAUCCUCUGGUUGUUUUUCUCUCGCAAAGGCUGAUUGAGUGUUUUAGUUCAUGAAGAGAGCGGUUGGCAGCUGUUAGAAUUGUAGCCAGUGGUUUGGUGGUCUUCCCUUUUGAAUGUCAUUGAUUUUGAUGAAGCAUAUGAAAUAAUCUGUUCCUCUUCCAUAUUCAUCUGGCUGUUGGCUUUAAAAUGAUUUGAUUUCUUGUACCUACUGUUUGGGUUCAUGUAUUUUGUUCAAACGGCUUCAUUAUUGUGUGUGUGUGUGUGUGUGUGCGCUAAAGUGUUGCUAAGUAUGUUAUCUUUGAAUGAAAGUGUUUCUGAAAUAUUUCCCCCCGUUUUCUCUGAUUAAAUGUCAUUUGUUUUAAAUCUGACCUGCAUGAAAAAAUUAUUAUUCCAACUUCCAAAA